AUGCCCACGCCACAGCAGAGUGAAGGAAAAGACCUGCACCGGCGCUUUGCGGAAGCAGCUAAGGGUGUGACAGAGUUGUACCGCAAUGCCACUCUCUCAUACAAUGCCGGCUAUCGAGACGCCCUUCUGUUAGUUGAGCGUUACGCCCUUAUCGCAGCACAAAGUGGGGAAGCAACACCGCACGGUGCAUUAAGGCGCGACGACAGAACCAGUGAUGGCGGCACUGACCGCAACAGUCAUUUGAGCGAUCAGAGUAUAAGUAAUGGCGACAGUAUAAGCAUUAGCAGUUCACAGGAUUCUGCGAUCCCAGCAUCAAGGACAUCCUUUGCGCAAUGGGGAACACAGUCACCGCAGUUACUGAACAUCAAGCAGCUGCUGUGGUUCAUACAAAACAUAGUGAAGAGUCAUGAUGCUCUCACCGGUGCCCCACGCACCUUAAAACGCAGGCGGAGGCGGUCGUGUAGUUCAGCCGGUGUUCGCGGCUGCGCCGUCGGUAACGAUAAUGAAGACAACACCAGUAGUGGUGAAGGUGGCGGCAGUGGCGGGGGUUUUGGAGGACUACCGAUUCCAAGGUUCCGCUCCCCACAACAUCGGGCAGAGAACUGGAACGAGUUGCUGCUGCUUGGUGAAGGCCGUGCGACGCCACACACGGACGCCGACGGGAUCAAUUCCGAGGGUGAGCUAUGA
Molecule: messenger RNA, 687 nt
Organism: Trypanosoma brucei brucei TREU927
Lineage: Eukaryota; Euglenozoa; Kinetoplastea; Trypanosomatida; Trypanosomatidae
Exons: 1
Coding region: 1-687 (228 amino acids)
Source: RefSeq, a predicted model, not a curated record